AUGCACUGCGUGGCCCCGCGCCUGGCCGUGCCUCUGCGCCCCUCGGUGCCUUCACCUCUUGGCCUUGGCUUGCGGCGCAGUUGGCUGGUGCGGCCGGGGCCCAGCUCACGAGGUAUCGCUCAGUGGCUCCCCUGGCUCACGGCCCUCGCCGGCAUGGCUCGGGCUGCGGGAUCGCGGCCUCGAGUUGACUCCCACCUGCACCUGUGGACCCCGGAUGAGAAGGCAUUUCCCUGGGACUCUGCCCCUCCGGAGCAGCUGAACUCAGAUGGCCGAGCCACCCACGAGGAGUUCUUGAAGCGAAUGGAUGAAAGUGGCAUUCGAAGGGCGGUUGUGGUGCAGCCGAUCAACUAUGGCCAGGAUUAUUCCUACCUUCUGGAUGCCAUGCGUCAGCACCCGGGGCGCCUGUGCGGGGUCUUCGUGGCGGACCCGACGGUGGGCGCAGACGCGGCUGAGAAGUGGCUGGAAGGACUUGCUUCGAGCUCGAAGGGGUGGGUGGGUGUGCGCUUCAACCCCUACAAGUGGCCUGCAGGUCAGAGCAUGGCCGACGCCACCGGGAAGGCGCUAUUCGGCAAGGCGGGCGAGCUGCGGCUUCCUGUGGGUUUUAUGCCAUUCAAAGGCCUGAGCCAGCAUGUGGAGGACAUCGAGGCGCUGAUGAAGAGUUCGCCCGAAACGCAGGUAAUCAUCGAUCACUGGGGUUUCUUCCUCCAGCCCGCCACGGGUUUCGGCGAGCGGUCGCUGGACGAGGCGAGCUGGGACGCCCUUUUGAAGUUGAGCGCCUACCCGCAGGUGCACGUAAAGAUCUCAGCGCUCUUCCGUGUCUCCAUGGCGAAGACUCCAUUCCCCGAGCUGUCGGAGCGUCUGAAGAAGCUGCUGGAGAUGUUUGGCUCCAGCCGGCUGCUUUGGGGAUCUGACUUCCCGUACGCCACAGAGCACUCCAGCUACGCCGAGGCUGUGAUGGCGCCGGAGUCCUGGCCUGCCUGGGCUGAGAUGUCCGAGGAGGACCGCACCAACUUGGUCCACGACACGGCCGCACGGCUCUACGGCCUUCCCCUCGCCACUGGUGCAGGGGAGCUCUGA
This is a messenger RNA of Symbiodinium sp. CCMP2592, 1077 nucleotides long. Lineage: Eukaryota; Dinophyceae; Suessiales; Symbiodiniaceae. The record is from the annotation of a GenBank genome assembly.